Molecule: messenger RNA, 447 nt
Organism: Rangifer tarandus platyrhynchus (Svalbard reindeer)
Lineage: Eukaryota; Metazoa; Chordata; Mammalia; Artiodactyla; Cervidae
Source: the annotation of a GenBank genome assembly
AUGAAGGAGAGUCCAGGGGUGAAGGCCGCUGUCACCCUGGGGUCCCGGGUUGGCGCUCGUGUAGGUUAUUGGAACCGGGACCUGGGAGAGCUGGGAGGAGGGGGCCUGGGGGCAACUCACUUCCUGUCCCCGUGUCCCCCACAGGCCCCUGCCGGGCAGCGUCCACUUCCUGCUCCUGGUCUUCCUGAAGGUGCCCCUGCUCCUGGGUCUGCUGGGUGCUGUCCUCUGGGUCAACAGGCCUCUGAGGAGCUCGGGGGGGGAGCCCCAGGAAAACCAGCAGCCCCCAUGGUCUUCAACGCUGUCCAGAGAGAAAGACCCUCAAACAGAAGAAAAAGGCAUUUCUUGCAGGCAGUGACGGUGGUCAGCGGCACCGUGGUGGUUCUCGAGGCAGCGUGGCCCCCCGCCUCAAGAAUCAGUCCCCUAGUCCCUGGAAACCUGCUGCUGUGA